AAAAAGGCGCACUUCACUUUUGGCACAACUUCUGCAUUACACUAACUUUUUAAAGAGGUGAGAUCUCUCUACCUGCGUUUUUAUCAUCCGCACAGCAUCUAAAAAUAUUAUUUUCAGUUUUGGAAAGCAGUAAUUGAAAUGAUACCUGUUUGAAGUGUCUCUGAAGGGAACGUGAGCGCGAGCUUUUACGCACGGUCCUAAAGAACAGUAACAAUGCGGUGAAGAUGGAAGAAAGGGCAAAGUUGCACCUAAAAGAGUGGCUGAUUGCGCAGAUAGAGAGCGGACAGUACGAGGGUCUGUGCUGGGAGGAUGAGCACAAAACCAUGUUCAGGAUCCCGUGGAAACACGCAGCCAAAAAGGACUACAAACAGACGGAGGAUGCGGCUCUCUUUAAGGCCUGGGCCGUGUACAAGGGGAAGUACAGAGAGGGCAGAGACAGAGCCGACCCGACCAUGUGGAAAACCCGGCUCCGCUGUGCCCUCAACAAAAGCACGGACUUUGACGAGGUCCCUGACCGCAACCAGCUGGACAUCACGGAACCUUAUAAAGUCUACAGGAUCCAAGAAGAGACGGGAUCAGAACCAAAAGAUCCGGUGAAGAUGGUGAACCCAAAACGUGUCGCCAUGUUGGACCCACAGGAAACAAAACAUCCGAAGCUUGAACUCGAAAACAUCAGUCAGGAUUUUUCCACGAACAUGCUUCACCAUCAGAGAGAAUCGAUCCAGAAGUUGCCCAAACAGAGACCUUUAAAGACAGAUGAUCCAAUGAGGGAGCAUAUGUACUGUGAGGUCAAAGAGAACAACACAUCCUCCAACCCGCCCCAUCCCCCUGUGCUGUUCCUCAACUCCGCAGGUGUAUCAGAUUUCCGGAUGCAGGUGACGUUGCUGUACCAGGGCGUGAAGGUGAUGCAGGUGACCACCGAGAGUCCGGACGGCUGUUUUAUUUUACAGGGCCGCGUCCCGUUGGGGAAUGAACAGAUCUACGGCACGUGCACCGCCGAGCAGCUGCCCUUCCCCUCGCCCACCCUCCUGCCGCUGCCCGUGGGCAUGGCCGAGACCAUGGCGCGCCUCCUGUGCCACCUGGAGAGGGGCGUCCUGGUGUGGGUGGCGCCGGAGGGAGUCUUCAUCAAGCGGUUCUGCCAGGGCCGGGUUUACUGGAACGGGCCCCAGGCUCCACACACCGACCUACCCAACAAACUGGACCGGGACAAGACGUUCAAACUGCUGGACGUCCCUGUGUUUCUCAGUCAGCUCCAGAGGUGUGUCCAGGGGAAGGGCCCGGCUCCUCUGUACAAGAUCGAGCUGUGUUUUGGUGAAGAGUAUCCAGACCCCAGUGUCCCCAAGAUGAAGAAGCUCAUCAUGGCAGAGGUGGUGCCGGUGUUUGCGGAGAAGCUGCUCAGUCAGUUUCAGGAGGAGGAGGAGGAAGCUGAGGAGAGAGCGACAGAGGACAAGCCCGACCCCAGCGCUACAUCCGGGUAGGAGGGAAACGAGGCGUCAUUCCUCCCGACGGAACGAGGGAAAAAAAGCGAAUGAUUGUGUAGCAAGAGCUGAAAAUAGUUGAUUUGCUGAGAAGUAAAUUAUUAUGUUGUGUGGAGGUUAUGCGGAUGACAUCACAGCCUUUGGAGCGUUAGAGUUUAAGUGUAGUUAGCCCAGGGGUGUCCAAACUACGGUCCAGGGGCCAAAUGCGGUCCUCAGAUCUUUUUUUUUGGCCCUCAGACCUUCUCCUAAACUGGCCCAAUUGAUCAUACAGACAUUUUUUUCAGCAAUUUAAGUAUUUCUACCACUAUAACCUCAAUAAUAUCACAUUUCGUUGUGAUCUAAAAUUAACGACCCAAGCUUUAUUAAAUAGUACGGCGGCAAAACUAUAUCAAAAAUCAAAGUAUUGACCAGCGUUUUGUGGCCCUCCGCUUCGAAUAUGUUUCAAGAUGCGACUCUCAGUAAAAAAAAAAGGUUGGACAGCCAUGAUUUAGCCCCUGUAGCGAUUUAUAAAAGCUAAUGUCUUGCGUUUGUUUUUUUUUUUGUGUUUAUUUGGAGUCUCAUUUUGAAUAUUUGUAGUUUUAGUAACAUUUAAAGUGCUGUGAAACUGGGCUAAAUCUUUGGGGGAGCUACAGAAGAGCAUUGACCGAUCUAAAGGAGGCUAGCGCCCCCUCAAGCCCCUCGCUGGCGCCGCCCUUGGAUAAAUAUAUACGAGCAUCAACGGUGAAUAGUGAAAUUUCCACCUGUAAAAGCUCAAAACGCAUGCAAAUUAUGAAAGAGUCGCUAGCGUCUGAUCAUAAAUAUGAAUCUCUAAACCUUUGCUAAAUAUAUAGUUUGUACGUAGCAUUUAAAACAAGAAAAUCACGUAAACAGCGGUAGAAAAUGAGCUAACAGCUAGCUAAACAACUGAAGCAUUAAAGACCACGCGCAGAAUCAUCACUCAUAUGAACUAAAAAGCAAAAAACACAUUUAGUUCUGCCUCGUAGCAUUAAAAUAUAUGUAUAAAAUGAUGUCAUCGCAUAACCUUUGACCUCAAACAGCAAUAUUCUUUGUGUUUAACUGUUCGUUCGUUAUCCGUGACUUUCAGUUUCGUGUUAUGGGACUCUUCAUCAUUUAAAAGUUGCAGUUUUUUGUUUGUAAAUUGCUUUCGUGCUGAUUUCCAUCGUUGUGAAGCUCGUGGAUAAACCGCUGUGGUUUGUGGAUUGUAAAAAAGGCAUUUAAACCUACUUAAUGUGAUAAUAUCUGGAGUGUUUUUUAUUUUAGCCGCAGUUUGAGGCCUGUCAUGAUCAUCUCUAUAUCGGUUUAUGUUUCAGUGUUUGACCUCAUGUGUUUUGGGAACUAGUAGGGUACUUUAUGGUAUUUUUUUAUGAUUCAUUAUAGACAUAGACUGUAUAUAUAAAUGGACAUAGCUAACCUGCUAACCGCCGCGUUCCAAAUAGAAAGUGAGCAUGGGCGCGUUUCCCGCUUCAAUUCACUUUACAUUGGAAAAUUGUCGCUGUCAGACUCGUCAUUUUGGUCUUAAAUGUUCGUAUUAACCCUCUACAUGAUCCUGGGGUUUUAAUUUCACUUUUGUGUCUGUAAAUCAAGAUAUGAACAUUAAUAACAGACAAAUCAGGCGCCUUCUUUCCCCGACGUCGCUCCCGCUAGCGUUAGCAACAGAUAUGAUUGACAGCGUUGCUAAGCGAGAAGGAAUGUUACUGUUACGAUCCAGCUCUGCCACGGUUAGGGAGGUAACAAAAAACAAGAUGUUAAAAUGUAAAAAAAAACCCAAAACCUGGUGUAACAGAUAAUGGGUUUAGCGUCUCAAAAGCUAGUCACGUAGGUCUAUUAAAAACAAAAAAUAAGGGGCACGUAACACAAUACCCACAGUAAACACGAGUCACGUAAAACUACAAACAGAACCAAGUGACAACAUAACACACAAAAACAGAACUAAACCAGGUGCCUUUAACAUCUUCGCUCCUGAUUGGCUCUUUGGUUGCUAUGUGGUCCAAAUUCGCUGCUAUAACCGCUCUAGCCUCGAUGAGCUUCAUUUGACGGGAGCUGAACGCUGUGGGUGACGUCAAACUCACUCAGUCACUUCUUCUCUAUAAAUAUAAACUAACUACUUAAACGCUUCAUAGUUUCAGUAUCGUUUAUCGUCUGUAUCGUCUUUGCUGAUGUAUCGCACUUCAGAAUGUCGUAUCGUGACAGGCCUCUCUGUAAUAAUC
Periophthalmus magnuspinnatus is the source of this 3685-nucleotide messenger RNA. It is a transcript of the gene irf10, whose product is annotated as interferon regulatory factor 10. The transcript has 10 exons. The record is from RefSeq and is a predicted model, not a curated record. Bases 225 to 1478 code for a protein of 417 amino acids. Gene Ontology annotation, molecular function: RNA polymerase II cis-regulatory region sequence-specific DNA binding; DNA-binding transcription factor activity, RNA polymerase II-specific; protein binding. Lineage: Eukaryota; Metazoa; Chordata; Actinopteri; Gobiiformes; Gobiidae. Gene Ontology annotation, cellular component: nucleus. Gene Ontology annotation, biological process: regulation of transcription by RNA polymerase II; immune system process.